GCUGCUUUGUUUGUUCCGCACACGGCAGCAGCGCCGCACACACCCACUUUUUUUCCUUCUUCUUGUUCCAGAUACUUUUAACCGAGUACAAACCGACGGGUGAGUUGUCUACACCCGCAGCCGCUCGGUCCAACAUGGCCAAGUCAAAUGACCUUAAAAUCUUCCUUGAGUCUUCUCUGAAUGAGAUCUUCAAAGCGACGGUCAGCGACAUCCUGGACUCGGUGGACAGGACCCUGUCCGAGUACCAGGGCACGAUACAGAGGAUCGAGUCGGAGAACGAGGGCCUGAAGCGGCUGCUGUUUGCACAGAAGAGCUCGGAGUCUGCUGCCAGAGAUGUUCAUAAACAAGAUGCUCCUGAAAAGUUUUCCACGUCCGAAUGGAACGAUCGUCCCAUCCCCUCCACCAAGGGCUCGUUCAAGAUGUCCAUAUGCAGCAGCGACAAGAAGAGCUGCAGGAGGAAGCAUAAAGACAAGAUGAGGGAGCGCGCAUCCUCUGCCUCCUUUUUGCUGCAGACUGAUCUAGAGGGACCGUGUGUGGACACACCGGAGACAGGUGUCUCCACGCAAACCUUAAUAUCUGUAAAAACAGAGCCUGGCCUGGAGGAAAGCGGUGCUAUUGACCUCUCGCAGCCUUCAUCCCUCCUCAAUCUGACAGUAAGGCCAAUAAAAAACGAGAGCAGGGGGGUCAGCUAUGACAGUCGAGAUGCUUAUGAACCUCUGCCGCCAUCUCCAGGCCUGGAGCAAGACUCCAGAGGCAGUGACAGUGAGGUUAAAGUCACCAUUGUUUCUGACACUUACAUGCAGGAUGGACAGUUCGUUAAGACGGAGGAGGAGGAGCAGAACGGGGUGAUGUCCAUUGAUGCAUUGAGAUUUUACCCUGAAUCAGAAAUAGAUCCUGAUGGAGUGAGCAGAGAGGAUGAAGUAGUGGCUCAUGGGGAAAACGAGUCACCCGCCAUUCCUGCAGAUGAGUUUUUGGAGGUUCGUGACAACUUUUUGCGUUGUCCCACGUGUCCCAAAACAUUCAGUCGAGCCACCUCGCUCAACGUUCACAUGAAGACUCACAGCGGCGAGAAGGCGCACAGCUGCAGCUACUGCGGCAAGCGCUUCGGCCGGGCUGAUCUCCUCAAAUCCCACAAGCGCACACACACAGGCGAAAGACCCUACAGCUGUAACAUCUGCAGUAAAACAUACGCCCACCCCAGUCAGCUCAGGAUACACAAACGGGUCCACACUGGAGAGAAGCCGUAUUCCUGCUCGCACUGCGGGAAGCGCUUCAACGAGCACAACCAGCUCAAAGUCCACCUGCGGACUCACACCGGGGAGAGGCCUUACAGCUGCCAGGAGUGCGGCAAAACAUUCAGCAACGCAGGAAACCUGCGUAUACACGAGAGGAUCCACACCGGCGAGAAGCCGUACUGUUGCGCUCAGUGUGGCAAAAGGUUCAACGGCUUGGGCGACCUCAAGACGCAUUACAGGAUUCACACGGGAGAGAGGCCCUACAGCUGCGAGCUGUGCAAGAAGACGUUCAGCCAGGCGGGCCACCUCACCAUCCACAUGAGGAUGCACACAGGAGAGAGGCCGUACAGCUGCAACGAGUGUGGCAAGAAGUUCACGGUGGCCAGCAGCCUCAAACUGCACCAGAGGACUCACACGGGAGAGAAGGAGUACAGCUGCUCGUACUGCAGCAAGAGCUUCAGCAGGUCGGGGCACCUGAAGAGACACGAGCUGGUCCACACCAAAGAGAAGGUUUACCUCUGCAGCCAGUGUGGAAAGACCUACACGGACCAUUCCUCCCUCAAGAAGCACCUGAAGAUGCACGCAGCCAAGGAGCAGAAGGCUCAGAGCGAGGGGAGCACCAGCGAGGCCGAAACCGCCCGAGCCUCAGCUCCGGAGACACUGUCAGACACUGAGAGGAAUCAGAACCAAACUCUUGGAGAUGAGUAAUGUAAACGCUGAGAAUGAGUGCUGUGUGGGAUCUUAAAUCAAGGUCCUCCUUACUGGCUUUUAUUCGAGCUUUCGGACACAUCUCGUGGUCGUGUGCUGUCGCUGAAAGCUCCAGUAAAGUCUGGUAAGCGGAGCUCGAGUUACGAUCACUUGUCAAACUGCUGUUCCACGUUUCACGUUCACAACUGUAUGUGAUGUUUGUGUUACAGUGCAAUACACUGUCGUCUGAUCUUUGCUGUGAUUUUUGAGUAGGUCCAAAUAUUUAGCAAUACCGUAUGAUUGAUUUAUUUUAUCUUGAUUGAUAAACUCUAAUAUUCCUCUUGUGGUCUUCUCUCUCACAAACAGUGUCAAGAGACACAGACUGAACAUGGGACCUUUUUUAAAGAACGAUUGUUCUUUUAAACUUGCUGUAUGUUACCACUGUGUCUGUGGUAUAUUAAAGAAAUGCUUUAAAGGAAAAGAAUAUGUAUUGUUCCCAGAUUCUGACCUUUGACCUCCUUGUGAAGAAAAAUACAAUUUCCCCACAGGAGCCAGUAGAAAGUAAUAUAAUUGUUUUAGACUUAAGAUGCUUCUACACACAUUUAUACAGUUUGUAGUAGCCUGAGGUUUAGGAGCGUGUGCUGCAUCAGUGAAGAUCAUUAAUAUAUUGCUGUAUAUAGCUUUAACUACACAGUCAGCAGUCUGGUCCAUUGAACUGACAAGAAUGUAUUUAUAGGCUGUAGUAAUGUUAUUGCAAAUAUUCAGCUUCGAUUGAUCGGCA
Messenger RNA from Acanthopagrus latus (yellowfin seabream), 2703 nucleotides. Its product is annotated as zinc finger protein 436-like. Gene Ontology annotation, biological process: regulation of transcription by RNA polymerase II. Bases 135 to 1943 code for a protein of 602 amino acids. The transcript has 2 exons. NCBI's taxonomy places the organism in Eukaryota, Metazoa, Chordata, Actinopteri, Spariformes, Sparidae. Gene Ontology annotation, molecular function: RNA polymerase II cis-regulatory region sequence-specific DNA binding; DNA-binding transcription factor activity. The record is from RefSeq and is a predicted model, not a curated record.